Molecule: messenger RNA, 2361 nt
Organism: Uncinocarpus reesii 1704
Lineage: Eukaryota; Fungi; Ascomycota; Eurotiomycetes; Onygenales; Onygenaceae
Exons: 2
Coding region: 1-2361 (786 amino acids)
Molecular function (GO): carboxypeptidase activity
Source: RefSeq, a predicted model, not a curated record
AUGCCCAGCUCUGAGACCACACCACUCCUGUUCGUCCAGGUAUCGCGUCCGCCUCCACGAUAUCCGCACUCACGGCUCCGGCGAACCUGUACCUUUUGCCUCGGAUCCAUCCUCGUCGUUGGCGUCGUCCUCUUCCUCCUCCCGUUUGCUCUCCUCCCGCGUGAACACGGUUCGCUAUGGGAUUAUCUCCCCGGCGCCCACCCGCUGCCUCACAAGGAUUGGCCUGGGAGCCAAGGCCUGUCGUACAAGGCACUGCAGGAAAUAUUGCAGACUGUUCCUAACGAAAAGAAGAUCAGGGAAUGGGCCCAGUAUUACACCUCCGGGCCGCACCUGGCGGGGAAGAACUUCAGCCAGGCGCUGUGGACAAAGGAACGGUGGGAAGAGCUUGGGGUUCCCAAAACGAGCCUGGUCUCGUAUGAUGUGUACCUCAAUUACCCGAUCGACCACAGGCUGGCGCUGAUUGAGAAGCAUGGAGAGGAUGUCAAGGUCAAGUUUGAAGCGACGCUAAAGGAGGAUGUGUUGGAUGAGGAUGCCACCAGCGGCUUGGAGAAUCGUAUUCCUACAUUCCACGGCUACUCCGCCAGCGGGAAUGUCACGGCACAAUAUGUUUACGUUAAUUUUGGGACAUUCUCCGAUUUCGAAAAUCUUGUCCAGGCCAAUGUUAGCUUGGAAGGGAAAAUCGCACUGGCUAAAUACGGGCGUGGUUUCCGCGGGCUCAAGGUCAAACGGGCGCAAGAAUUGGGCAUGGUUGGUGUGGUCAUUUACACGGAUCCGCAGGAAGAUGGGGAGGUUACAGAGCUGAACGGAUACAAAGCCUAUCCCGACGGUCCUGCUCGAAACCCAAGUUCGGUGCAAAGAGGCAGUGUCCAGUUUUUGAGCCAGGCCCCCGGUGACCCGACUACUCCUGGCUACCCUUCUAAGCCCGGUUGUCCUCGUAUGGACCCGCAUGACUACAUCCCCUCAAUACCAUCGCUCCCACUUUCGUAUGCAGAAGCUAUUCCCCUCCUCAAGGCCUUGAACGGACAUGGGCCAAACGCCAAGGACUUCAAUGAGUACUGGCAAGGCGGUGGUCUUUCGCAUAAAGGAGUGGACUACAAUAUUGGUCCCUCCCCCGAGCACCUUGUCCUAAACCUGAACAAUGAGCAGGAAUAUGUAACAACGCCCUUAUGGAACGUCAUUGGUGUUAUCGAGGGCUCUAUCCCCGACGAAGUCAUUAUCAUGGGAAACCAUCGUGACGCGUGGGUCGCAGGUGGCGCAGGAGAUCCAAACGGCGGGUCCGCGGCUCUCAAUGAAGUGAUCCGGAGUUUUGGGGAAGCUCUAAAAGCAGGCUGGAAGCCUUUACGAACCAUCGUUUUUGCCAGCUGGGACGGCGAAGAAUAUGGCCUGAUUGGAUCUACAGAAUGGGUCGAAGAGAAUCUACCCUGGCUUUCGAGGGCGAAUGUUGUAUAUUUGAAUCUUGAUGUUGCAGCCACCGGGCCGCACUUCAAGUCUAGCGCGAGUCCUCUUUUGCACAAAACAAUCUUGGAGGCCACGGGACUCGUCUUGUCUCCUAAUCAGACGAUCAAGGGCCAGACUGUUCGUGAUCUUUGGGACAAGAACAUUACCCCCAUGGGCAGCGGUAGCGAUUUCACCGCCUUUCAAGAUUUUGCUGGCGUUGCAAGUAGUGACAUGGCAUUCGACGGCAGAGGCCAGGAUCCGGUCUAUCAUUAUCAUUCUAAUUACGAUAGCUUCGACUGGAUGGACCGUUUUGGAGAUCCGGGAUGGCACUACCACGUCGCCAUGACCAAAGUAUGGUCUUUGAUGGCAGCUUCUCUUUCAGAAACCCCCGUUCUCGCCCUCAACGCCACAGACUAUGCCCUUAACUUGCACAAAUAUCUCGAUUCCGUCAAGCAAAAAGCUGCCAAAUCGACAACCCCGCCUUUCAACUUCCGCCCUCUCGAGGAUGCCAUGGCCCAUUUCCGCCAGGCCGCCAUCAAGUUCGACGCCUAUGCUGCGUCGCUUGCCGCCAAGUUGGAAGAAGACGUCCCGUGGUGGCAGUACUGGAAGAAAGUCAUCCUGUAUUUCAAGAUUCGCGGUGCGAACGACAAGUAUAAAUUGAUCGAGCGGAAGUUCUUGCAUGCGGACGGUCUGGACGGCCGGAGCUGGUUUAAACAUGUCGUUUUCGCGCCGGGACGAUGGACCGGAUACUCCGGGGCGACAUUCCCCGGCCUAGUGGAGAGCUUUGAGGAUAAUGAUGUCAAUAACGCUGAGGUACGAUGUUUCCUCUGCCCCCCUUCCUACCUUGCCCAUAAGAUUUAUUUUACUAACAGAAUGUUCCUGUGUGGUUUAGAAAUGGAGAGAUAUCAUCGCUGGCAAGAUUGA